AUGGCGGGACAUCCGAUCAUCACCCUGGGUUCGCCCCAGCCCAUCACUCCCAAGAAACGAGGUGGCAUCUACGAAGACCUCCUGGCGCAGUUCGGAUCCGAGAGCUCAGCCCAGUCGGCCACCAAGAGACGACGCAUCUCUUCGCAGCAGGCGACCAAGCCAGACGAGACUAGCGACAACAAACGCAGCCUGCGCGCGCAACCAACGCCAAACUACGUCGCCUCCGACUCAUCCGCAAACGAAGCCUCGCCAUCCACGCCUGACCACAAGCCCAGGACCGUCGCCGACAAGUACCCUCGCGCCUCUACAAGACGAGCUGGCGCCCGCGCGGGAACCAGCGAAGACGAACUUGCCCCCUCAGCCCGCCCGAACCGCAAGACAAGCGCCAGAAUCUCGGCCUACACCGAGGAACUGAAGAUGGAGAAACGCAAGAAGGAGCGCGAACAGUCUGGCGGACUUCGCCGGAGCACGCGCGACAGGAAGAGCACCAUUCUGGAGUCCGACACCAUGCCUACCCCGUCACCACCCCGUCGGAAGUCAGCCCGGCCGCCGCCCAACCUCGACACCGCUCGUGCUCGUCUCCGCGACGACAUUGCUAAGAAGACCAAAGCGAGAGCGAACAGCUUCCUCGUCGCCAACAAAGACCUUUUCCUCCCACUUCUGCCUAAGAACAACCAGGUCGCGAAGCUUGUCGCUCAGGGCGAUGCGCAGCCCAUUGUCGAGUACGAAGAGCUCUCGGAGCAACCCAAAGGCGUCACCGCUGUAAUGAAGCCAUACCAACUAUCUGGUCUGUCAUACUUGGUCCAUCUCUACAACAACGGUUUUUCUGGUAUACUCGGCGACGAGAUGGGUCUCGGAAAGACGCUACAGACAUUAUCGCUGUUCCAGUAUCUUGAAGAGCUGGACGAGAAGAACGGUGUCACGUCAGAAGAGCUUCGGCCUUAUCUCGUCAUAUGCCCCCUCAGUGUGCUCAACUCGUGGGUCACGGAGGCCCAGCGAUGGGUACCACAACUCAAGGUCAUGCGCUUCCACGGCGCCGUCACCGAGCGAACCCGCUUGAAGCGCGUCAUAGCUGGCAUGGAGGACAUGAAGGGCAAUGAAACCUCGCGUGCGAAAGAUCGGAAAGCCUCGCGCAAGGCUGGCCGAAAGGCGGCCAAGCUCACCUCCAACGAUCAGCAAUCCGACAACUACAAGAUUGUCGUCACGACAUACGAGACUUUCCAGGCUGAGCAAUCAUGGUUCAAGCACAGCUUCGCCUGGCGCUAUGUCGUCUUGGAUGAAGGACACAAGAUCAAGAGCAGUGUCACCCAGAUCUCCACAGCCCUCAAGAGCAUCAGUGCCGAGUAUCGUCUCAUCCUGACUGGAACACCACUUCAGAACAACUUGGUCGAGAUGUGGUCGCUUCUGACAUGGCUGUAUCCCAACGUCUUCGACGACAAGACCGAGACACUUUUCAAGGAGUCUUUCGAUCUCAGCAAGGGCAAAGCGAACAAGCAAACCAUGACAGACGCCCGCCGCUUGCUCGAACUUAUUAUGCUGCGACGUAUGAAGGACUCUCCCUCUGUCAACCUCGGCCUACCGCCCAAGGAGGAAAUCCUGCUCUAUGUACCCUUGACUCCCAUGCAGAAGUUCUGGUACACCCGUCUCUUGACACGUAUGGACGACGGUAUGCUCGACGAGCUCUUUGCUGAUGGCAAAUCCAAAGAGAAGGCCGCCAUCGAGCAGGAUAUCGAAGAGAACAAGCUACUGGCGAAGAUGGAAAAAGUAGACAAGGUGGUCAGCUCCGGCGGUGCCGAGGCUGAUUGGGAAGAAACCACCAAAAUUCUGCAAGAAGCCGUUGCAAAGGAGCAGACCGACACCGACACCAACAAGGGUGCCUGGAAGAAGCUUAUGAACCUCGUCAUGCAGCUACGCAAGUGCUGCUCGCAUCCGUACUUACUCCCCGGUGUCUCACCCGAUCCCUAUUACCUGAGCGACCACAUCAUUCGUGCAUCCGGCAAGUUCAUCCUCUUAGAGAAGCUUCUCAAGCACACGGUAUUCAACGAAGGCAAGAAGGUCCUUAUCUUCUCUGGCUUCACUCGCACGCUCGACUAUUGUGAAGACCUCUUGUCUCUUAUUAGCAACCAUGGAGAGCGCUUCAAGUCUCUUCGUCUUGAUGGUAGCACAGCUCGAGCUCGGCGUAACUUGGACAUCCGCCUUUUCAAUCAGAAGGACUCCGAUUACAAGGUCAUGCUACUCUCGACCCGCGCAGGUGGCUUGGGUAUCAACCUCACGAGCGCCCAGGACGUCAUCUUCCUUGACGAAGACUGGAACCCGCAGAUCACACUCCAGGCUGAGGCCCGAGCUCAUCGCAUUGGGCAGACCAAGAAGGUGACCAUCUACAAGCUCUGUACCCAGGGUACUGUCGAAGAGCAAAUGAUGGGUCGUAUUCGCAAGAAGCUUUACCUCUCAGCAAAGAUUACAGAGUCGAUGCAGAGCGUACAUGGCAAGCAGAUGGCCGAUACUAAGAAGGUCGGACGUCCGUCUCUAAGUGAAGACUUGCCACAGAUGGAUGCAACGCAGCUCAAGACGCUUGUACGUCGAGGCGCCCAGGCAUUGUCGCAUCCAGAAAUCGAUGUCAAAGAGAUGGUGUCUUGGGAUCUGGAGACUAUGAUGGCCAAGUGCCGCGAUGCCCCUGCCGAUCUGACCGACUCAGCGACACACUCUGAAGUCGAUGAGGACAAAUGGCUCUCUACUAUGGAGCGAGUUGAAUGCGCCGUGUUCGAAGGCAAGCGUCAUCAACGUCAGCUUGACACCACCUGGAAGGCCAACACAUCGGCCGCAAACAUUCUCCCAGACACCAUCACUCGCGAGGAUCGCCGUAAGGGAAAGAACACUACCGUCAUGGUAGAUGGCUUCGCUAUCAACAAAGAAUCCAUGAACUGUGGUGACUGGGAAGCCGUACCGACAUUCGCAGGCAAAGAUCCCCGCCUCGCUGAACCAGUCCGCGAGAAGCGUCGCGAGAUCACCCAUGAAGACCACUGUCUCGGCUGUUUCGAAGACGCCGAUGCCGGACAUCUGGUUGAAUGCAAGAGCUGCCCCCGUGCCUAUCAUUACGACUGUCUCGAUCCCCAGUACAAAGCCAAAGUGAAGGGCUUCGCCGGCUUCUACUGCCCCCAGCACAACUGCACCGACUGCGGCAAAACCACCAACGAUGCCGGCGGUCUGAUCUUCCGUUGCCGCUGGUGUCCUCAAGGCUUCUGUGAAGACUGUCUAGACUGGGACGAGACCGAGCUAAUCGGCGACACCCUCCCGGAAUUCGAGCUCAUGGGCGAGCAGCACACAACGGGUGGCUUCUACAUCAAGUGUCCCACGUGCGUUGAGUCAGGUGAGGAGAGCGCGGAGCAGAAAGAGUGGUUCGCGAAUAUGGAGAAGCAGUAUAAAGAUCAGCAUGACAUCUGGUCGCAGGAGCGCGAAGAGGCGCAGCGGAGGCUGAACGACAUCGACGCUGAUGAUGAGGUUACUUCUCCGCCUGCUCUUACUGAUACUUCGCUGCCUACUCCUGCGGUUGGCGGCUCUCGUGUUGGCACUCCUGUGUCCGUGGAGCUCAUGCAGAGUACCAAGAAGGGUGGUAAGAGGGCUGAGGCAUUCGGCGAGACGCGCGAGGAGAAGCGGGCGAGGCUUGAUGCGCAGACUUGGACUGUUGAUGAGGACCCGCUCAUGCAAGGUCUUGCGGUGUCAAAGGGACGGAAGGGUUAG
Molecule: messenger RNA, 3738 nt
Organism: Alternaria infectoria
Lineage: Eukaryota; Fungi; Ascomycota; Dothideomycetes; Pleosporales; Pleosporaceae
Exons: 1
Coding region: 1-3738 (1245 amino acids)
Biological process (GO): positive regulation of transcription by RNA polymerase II
Cellular component (GO): nucleus
Molecular function (GO): ATP binding; DNA binding; ATP-dependent chromatin remodeler activity
Source: RefSeq, a predicted model, not a curated record